Penicillium brevicompactum is the source of this 1839-nucleotide messenger RNA. RefSeq lists its product as uncharacterized. NCBI's taxonomy places the organism in Eukaryota, Fungi, Ascomycota, Eurotiomycetes, Eurotiales, Aspergillaceae. The transcript has a single exon. The record is from RefSeq and is a predicted model, not a curated record. Bases 1 to 1839 code for a protein of 612 amino acids.
AUGCUGGCGCGGUAUCCGAACGAGCCUUUAGACAAAGAACCGUUUCCGACACCUCUACUCAACGUGGAGGACCUGGCUGAGGGAAAUGUUCUUCCAGAUCUGUUACAAACUCGGUCAGCCAUACAUCCGAAGAUGUUCCUAUCUACAGAUACCCGCCUUGUUGAGCUUGGAUACUGGAUCAAAUCGAUUACGCAAAUGCAAGUUGGGGGAAGAAUAUCGUUUUAUUCCGAAACCGGUAUCGACGAGGAUCAGUACGGGAUACAAUUUGAACCUGACGUCUUCAAGAGGCCACACCUUAUCGAUCCAGCUAUCGGCUUACAUCAACUCAUAGCGCAAAAGAAAACCUACUGUUUUCUCGUCUCGUGUCUUUCGGCUCAGAUAGGGCCUCCUGUCGACCAAAUUACUAGUAUCGGAAGGGACAAACGCGAGAAACCUCACUCGCUUCUGAGUCGCUUUGCGCUGCUACAAUACAAGAGACCAGAUUAUGUAGACUGUGAUUACUUGACAGACGUUUUGACAUCGUCUGCUGAUGAAGCGAUGGACGAUCUAUGGCAGCUUCGGACUGACGCAGAUUAUUGGAAUCUGCGGUUUACGGACAUCGACAGGAACGCUUCGAGGCUCUUGCAUUCUGUCUUUGGACAUAUCGAUCUGUUUCUCACCAAUAGUGAGAAACUCCGUGUUUGUCGGAAUGAUCGCCAGAUGAGGUCCUCUGGUAAUUUGUCCACAAUCCAAUUUUCUUGCGACAAUGGUCAGAUCACAGGCGCAAUAUCCAUGCAUGCUACCCUUCGCUCUAUUCUCAAUGAGAUUACCUCUUCGGUGCGGAGCAAUGCGUGGCUGGGCAGAAAGGCGAAAAAUAAGACAUUACGCUAUCUUUACGGCUUGGUGGAGAAGAGUGACCCUACAAUACGAUUGAUGGGUUUCGAUGCAGUUUUCAGAACAAUUGAGCAGGAGCUUUCGGGUAGCAAACCUGAGGAAACGCCCCCAUUCCCAGUCGCUCAAACGUUCCACGACAUGUCAAUUAUCGCUGCUUGUAUGCAGGAGACUUCCAAACACUUGAGUCGCAUCCUCAACCUGGAUAUAAAAUAUACCACUCUGGCCCACGAUGCCACAUCGGAGUGGCAGGAACGUGAACGACCGUGGGUAUUACCAAUCCAGGGUUUUCUGAAAAUAAUUCAGCGCAAGGGCAAUGAGUUCAAUAAAGAGGCCAGGAACGAGGAUGUUUCCUUGGGAGACCGCCACUGCAAGUUCUGGAAUAGAAUUUAUGAAUGCGUGAGCAACUGGAACAAGACCGAUCCUAUCGUCAGUAUGAUAUUCAGCCAGGCCCCUGACCCGAGUGCAUCCGCACCCACAUCCGCACCAACUGCCUUGGAACUGAGGUGGAGAUCACAAGAUACGAACACCACGCCAACUCAAACAAAAUCGAAAAAGUCGCGAAGAAGGCAAACCCGACAGAAACCCGGACGGAAAAUCUUAGAAUUGGUGCGAACAGUCAGCAUCUCAUUCACUACAGGAGAGCCGCAUCCUCGGCCCUCAAUAGCCAUCACGGCCACCAAGGAUAUAGAGUGCUGGAAUUGGAUACAGAACGAAAAAGGACAGAAGCGAUUUGGGCAGUGGAAGGAGUUUCUUAAACUUAUAGGCUUCGACGUCACACACCAAGCAGGAUCAGGGUAUCGAUGCGUGUACAGGAGCCCCGAGGGAGGAUACCAUACAAUUGUAUACCACGAUUUACACGGGUCGAACGAUAACAAGCUCCCGCAUCAUUCGGCACAAGAAAUGUGGACUGGAAGGCUUGAAAGACAUUUCAACGUCAUUCUGUCAGUAGAGGGAGCGGCAGGUUGA